CAUGUGCUUUGUCACCUGAGUUAUUUCAUGGAUCUUCCAAAUUAAUAGAUGAACUUUAUAGUUAGGCUCCCAGUCUGCAGUUUAUAGACUUGUCUAAGGAAUUUGAAAAUUUAACUGGGAAAUGGGAAAUGAAUUUGAUUUGGGGGAAAAUAUUUACUAAUCAAGGUCUGCAAUUGUCAGUUUUCUUUUGGGUUUUAAUUUGCAAAGCCAGAUGUCUCAGGUCCUAUUUUCUUGCAGAUAUGUUCCCAGCAUUGCAUUUUGAAGCUAAAAGAUUGUUUUGGGUGUGUUUCUUGCAGGUAGCUUAAAAAUGGAUGCUCCCAAAGAAGUUCAGACACCAGGAGAGUUCAGAUGUGAGCUGUGUGAAUUAUCAGCCCCGUACACAUAUUAUGGGCGGACAUCACCAAACUCACACUCGAUUGUGCUUUUGGAAGAAGCCUAUGUCAUGAGGGAUCCUUUCACCCCUGACAAGGACAAGUUCAUUAGGUCUUAUUGCAGUUUGUGUAGCAGAGCAGUGUGUGUUGGUUCAUAAUGUUAUUUCUUUGCAGUUCUCUCCAAAAGUUUCUGCCUCCCCUGUGUGAAGGAAAACCUAAAGGCCUUUCCUUUGGAAAUACAAGAAGACAUGGAUAAAAGGAAGCCCCAGCAGAAAUCCUGCAAAAAAACGGAUACAAAGCAUAAAUCUUGAAGGUCCAGGAGCGACAGUUCUUUGGCUGGGGUUUCUCCUCUCUCUGCUUGGAGACUAUCAUGUUGCUCCUUUUAAAGAAGUGACCUUCAUCAGCUCACUACUACCGGAGAGAGCAGCAGAUUUCCUUGCCCUUGGCUUGGCUUCAGACAUCCCCGUGCAGCGCCGGCCGCGCCAGGGAGCGGCUCCAAGGUGCUGAGGAGCCAGAAGAGAAGGCAGAUGAGCCUGCUGUCACCAUGUGAAAUGUAAGAAAGUAAGAAACCAAACAGCCCAGAGCAUAGGAACCGUGUCCAGAUUUCCACAUUUGCUAUUUUAGUGCUUUGUGUUGUUCUUGACACUCCCUACAGUGUUAUGAAAUUCCAAAACAGAUUGAUCUGGCUUAAUUCAGCAUAUACCCAAGAAAGUCAGUGUACACCAAUUGUUAAUCUGGCAGUGCUGUCCUGUAAGAUUACAUAAGGCAGGGAAUUUAAAGAUUUAUUUCUAAGUCUAAAAUAAAAGUGCUGUGAGAACAUGUCAUAAAAAUAAUACCUAAGUUUCUCAAUAUUGUAAUCUUAAUGCUAUCACAGCACUGAGACUUGAGACUUUGAAGGCUGGUGCUUCUGCAAUCAAUAAAAGUAUUUACAAGUCCCUUGCACUUGCAGCCACUUUUCACUUAACCUUCCAGUCUGUGUCAGCACAGCAGCUGGAGAGGACCCUGAAUACAUUUGAUUUAUGCUUUACAGUAAAGGUGACUUCUUUUUCACUUUCAAAGCAGUUUAUCUGGAAAUAGAAAAGUUCCAUUAAUACACUCAAUUCUUUCCUGAACCAGACAAAUAAACUGCAGCUGUAAUAGGGAUGUCAGAAACACAGUUUCAGGUAAAAAAGGUUAAAAGUUCUAUGGAAACAGCAGUUUGUUUAAUUCAAAAAUUAGCUUCUUCAGUUACCUGUUUUGACUGUCUUAAGAUUUAGGUGGCUUUUAUGUAAAACCCAAGUCACAUGCCUUAAGGAUACGUCUAGAAUGCUCCCUAAUCACAAAUUCACAUUUUUUUACUCAAGUUCCUGCUGGUUAUUGCUUCAGAACCUGUUAAUGCUUUGGUGAACAUCUCUUUUUUUCCAACACUUCCAUCCAUAUAAUUUGUAAUAGGACAACAUCAAAAAUCAAUCAUUUUAGUAGAAUGAACCUGUGUUUGUUAAAAGAAAUCAACAUUAUUUCAAUGAAUUGUUUAGGACAUUGAAGUAUCCUAAAAUCUUUCUUUUUUCUGAGCUUACUAUAUUGGUGCCCUCCGUUCAGGACUGAAAUUUCUGCAGUGACUGGAGGCAAUAAUGGACCUAUUAGACAAAAAAGACCUAAAAAUGGACCUAAAAUGGACCAAAAAUGGACCUAAAAGACAAAAGCAAUAAUGGACCUAUUAGUAGCCUUUUCAAGCCCUAAGUGCUUUAAUAAAUAAAGUAUAUAUAUGUCUUUAAAUGUGGAAAAAAAGAUCCACGUUAUGAGGCAACAUUUCAGAUUCCUUUUUGCAGUUACAAAAGAUUACACUUUCAGGGAAAGUGAUUCUAAACUUAUGUAAGAUGGAUGGUAUUAUAUUUCAGUUUCACAUUAGGAACACUGUUUAAAAGCUGUGGUGUGUCUGUGUCUGCUCCACAUAAACACCAGAGCCAUGUCCUGUGCUAAACCCGCAACUGAAGAGAGCACUUUCCCACCUUGGAAUUGUAGUCUUAUAAUCAGCAUGGUUAUGUGAGAUCACAGGAUAUGUUUACACCAGCAGACAUACCUUGAAAUAUGUUUUUUCCUGGAUUUCCCAUUGUUCAUGACAGGCUGUACUCUUAAAAGCAGGUUUUAAAAGCCUGCCUAGUGCAGUUCCGAUGUCAGUGAGAUCGGGAUCUCAUCUCUCUGACCUGUUUUCCCUCCUGCUCAGCUUCCUCUGUGCCCUUUUAAGACAAAAGCAGUUAUCUCAUUUAUUCAUAACCAUUAUCUUUGCCUUUACGAUAUGACUGAGGAGUCAUUUAGUGCCCUCAGAAAUUUCCAUGCCUUUAAGUACUUGUAACGUUGAACUGAAGGGGGAAAAGACUCAGUAUUAAAAGGGAGCAGAACCUCAGAGCAAAACUACCUAAUAUUUAAUUUGGCUUGGUACAGCUCAGUUAUUUAUUGUACAGCAGGAAAAACCAAGUCAGGGAUGCCUCUGCUUCAUAGUUAGCUGGCUGUGAAGACCUGAUAGGCAGAAAAGCCAGCAGGUACCACAGAGGGACAGCAGAUGUGUGCUGGCAUCUCUGGUCUAUGCUUUAGGGAAAGGAGACUGCCCCACGUGCCACUUGGUAUUUCCUGGAAUGACAAUGGAUUAUAAUCUGUGUCCAGAUGUUAGACCUUAGUUAUUCCACAUUCUUUUAUUCCCACUGAACAUGAGCAUUAUGGUCCCAGUAUCAUAAUAUUUUGGUAUAUAUGUGAUCUCACAGCCUGAAUGAUACCAUGGCCAGCCUUCCCUGCUCUUCAUGGAUGCACAGCCUUUACUGGUUGUUUUCAUUGGGGUCUUCAAGUACUUUCUGCUGCUCAACAUCAGGUCUUCCAUGCUCCUGAGCACAGCUGAUGAAGAAACCGGAGUCUUUUUCCUCUGCUGUAAUUUUCACUUCAGCACUCUGUUACCAGCUUAAAAUAUCCCCAGAUAUUAAAAUAUCCCCAGAUUCCGGAAGGAAAACAGCUACCUGUGACAUACUUCCCUGAUUUAAUUGAAGAUGUGCUCAUUGAAUCAGUCAGUGCUGCAUUUCACACAGAAGUGCACUUGUUGAAUUCCAUGGAUGUCUCAAACCAGCCAUACAACCCAUGAGAAUACGAAAGAUCACAGCUGGAUGGUGGGUCAGCACCAAACUUUGGUAAUAUAUGUAAACAAAUGUAUAGGCAAUGUCUCUGGGUGUGUUACACACCUAUUCCUGCUUCAAAAGGCAUCUAACAGUACACAGGGAAGCAUCAGUACUUGAAGGUGCUUCAAAUAGGCUGCCUUUUGAAUGUCACAUUGCAGUGAACUCCUUUCCUUGAGACAAAAGAUCAUCACAUGUCAUUAAAUUCACUUUUAAAAAUAUUUUAUUUUUUUAAAACCAUUAAGGCAAAACUGUGUUUCAAAUUAAGUUGGUUUACAUUCAGUCUGAAAGGAUUAAAGCACAUAGGUUCCUACAGUCUCUAUACAAACACUGUGAAUUCAACCUCUUGUUUUUAAAGAAGGCAGAAAAAUCAGAAUGUGAAAAAGAAAAAAAAAAUGUUAAGUUCAAGUUUUUUCAUCCUAGAUCAGUAGGCUGGUAACAUCUGAGAAUGUGUCAUCGUGUGUAGCUAGAUGUGACUUUAACAUUCACAAGUGCAAGAUUAGUUGUCCUUCCUAAAAAUCCCUGCAAGACCAGGGCAUCCAUUCAUCCUUGGAAGUGUCAUUUGCAUUGUUCUAACAGAAAGAAACUCGGGAACUUGGCUGGAAUUGGUGGUUUUUACUGGGAAACAAGCAUUCCAUGAGAAUUAGGUUUGACUACUCUUUGCAAGAAAUGUGCUCUUUCCAUGUUCUGCAUUUACUGAAGUAAAAUGUACCCAAAACAGCUGUCUGGAAACAAUAAGCUAUUUUGUUUUCUCUUUAAUAUUGACGUCUUGAUUUAAUGAAACACUUGUUGGCUCCAUUGAUUAGGGUUUGGCAACAUUAACAACACUGUCCUUUUUUUGUGUCCUAGCAGAUAACAGACCAUUUAAAACCUGAGGGAGGGCUUCAACAUCCCGGGGCACUUAAGCUGUGGUGCUGCAUUCCUAGAGAAAAUUCUGAGCAACUGUUUGUAAGAGCUGAGGAACAGCAGGAGCUGCUCAGCAGGCAGGGCCCCCGAGGAGCUGCUAAACCAGACUUGUCAAACCACUCAGAGGGGGUUCUGGAGCACACUGAUAGAGCUGAAACGUUGGUCAGGUUCGUUUCUACUAAAGAAGGAACUGAACCGUGCACGUUUCUGCCCCGCCGAAGGGCCAAGGCACUGUGAUUCCAUGGGGAGAGCUGCUGUGUGUGCGGGAAUGAGCCCUGGGAGCCCCUGCAUGGGCCGGGCUGAGCAGGGGGGCUGCUUGGGAGUGAGGGGCAGUGACCUGCUCGCAGCUCUGCAGCACGGCCCACGCAGGCUGCCUGGUGACACUGCACUCCUACACACCCACAGGUGAGUACAACGCAGGACUGCUGUGCCACCGGGAUUUCAGCGCCUCAGGACUGCCCCAUCCUGCCAAACUUUUUUUCUUUCAAGUGGAAAGAAUGCCGUGAAACUCCUGGCACUGAGCACAAGGCUGGUGUCUUUACCACAACAGGGAUCACCUGCAUGCCCAAUGCGAGAAAAUACACCAAAAUAUCACUACUACUUCAAGCAGUGGAACUACUUCAAGUACCUCAUGCUUGAUCUUGCAGUCCUUAUUUAAGGUCCAGCCUGUAAUCAGAUCAGUCUCUUGUGCGUGCUGCCUAUCCCCUGGCAGAGGCAGCUCCUCUGAAAUUGAGGUCCUUGCAACAGGAAUUCUGUUUCGAAACAUCCACAGCAAUGGAAUCCGACAAGAUUGACGCAAUAAAGGAGCUCAAGAAAAAAAACACAGCCCAGCUUCAGAAGAAGAAAAAGAUUAAAAAAAAACCAAACCUGUGAGCACAAUAGAAAAAAGAAAGGAGGAAACAGCCUUCCUUAGGGUGGGCUCAGUUACACAGCGGGUUUGUGUCAUAUGAAGGGACGGGGUAAAGGAAGUGGCUGCAGGUCAGCACAGAGAAGUCCAGCAGAGCUUUUGCAAACAUGACACAACCUCCCUGGGAGACAACAUACCUGUGUGGUGACACUGAUGAAGUGAAAAUGGCAAGCUGCAGCAAUUUGAGGAAAUAGUGUAUAUGUUACAAAUAAAAAGCAGCAAGUACAAAUGACAGCUAGAACAUUUGUAAAAGAUUGUGCUUGUGAUACCUACAGUGUUUGGUGAUUCACACAGCAAAAGAAAAGGUAGAUACCUUUGAAAGGUACCUUUUUUCCUAUAUCAGAUUUCCUUAGAAGGAUGCUGUGGGCACAGACUGUCGCACCUGCAUGCACCAGACUCAGCAUCCCUACGAGCAGACUCUGAAUUCUAUUUCAAAUCCCUCCUGUAGGGAAGCCAAUAAUGCCAUUUCAACGUUUUGUUUUGCACUGCCAAAUCAUGUUUGAAAUACAUCUAUAAAAGCAGCAGGUUGCCCUCAGGGCAGAUGGCAGGGAAUAAUCCUGAGUACACGUUGUUAUUCCCAGUGAGCCACAGGUCAGUUCCGCAGCAAACACCAGCACCGGUGCAUGAACAAAAUGCAGCUUCUUUUUAGUUCUUUUCAAAGGAAAAUGAGCUGCCAUGCUGCAAAACAAAGAUGAGCUCAGGUCUGCACACUAUUUUUCCUAUUGGUGAACUUGAGUUAAAAACUCGAUUUUGGGAUUGCAGCUAUUCCUCAACUAGACUUGCUUUUAUUAAAAUUAAAUAAAAGGAAGUCUGUGUUCUAUGUGAAAAUAUAUUUUAAAGUUUUGUUAUAAUCCUCAACACCAAACACUGAUAACUUUGAAGAAUUUGUGAUAGUUCUUCACAGAUGAUACAGCAAUAAAGACCAGACAGGAAUAAAUAGCAAAUUGUCUUUGACAUCAGCCCCUUCAUCCUUAACCCAUAAAAGGAAGUACUUCCUCACUGUACAAAGGGUUCACAAGAUAAAGUGUGUAACAAAUAUUUAAAUUAAAUAAUUUACAGAUUUUUCUUUAAGCACCUCUGUAAUUAAUUUAGUGAAAGUUUAUACCUUGCAUUUAUAUUCUUGUACUUUAUAAAUUGAAACAUGAAGAAAUGGUAUUACAUUAAAUUAAAAAAUCCCACAACACAUAACAAUAUCAAUAAUCUUAGAUCAAACCCACAUAUUAUUUAAAUCUCCAGUAAAAGAAGGAUAAUAAAGCUGAUUAAACCUAAAUACAAAAAUUAUAUGCAACUGAUUAUCAGGAAAGCACUUGGGACAUAAGCAAGCACAGAUACCACGCUCCACCUUACAUUCCAGCACUUCCUAAAGGACGAGGCAUUUCUGAGAGGGACCAUUAUUUGCAGACCUUAUGCUGAAACAGUACCAUGACAGCUGCAAGUGCAUUUGUCAAAUGCAGUUGCAGAUUUUCAGUAGAGUCACAGGGAGCUUUUUAGGAGAGACUGAAAGUGUUCCUCUGCAGCCACAGCAGGAUAUCCCCCAGCUGCUCUGCCUCAGAUGGGGCCCAAGUUUGUCCAGGCUUUCCGUCAGAAAUGAGGAAAUUCAAACUCAAUCGUAUGUGCCCCAGCUCUCGUGAUGAAUAAAUCUCCCCAAGUUUCAGCAGUUUGAAUAAACAAACAAAUGUUUAGAUGCUUAUUAUAAGCUCUUUGAUGUGCAGCCUUGUGCCAGCUCUCUCAUGAGAACGGGCUUAGGGCAACUGCUGGUAUUUCCGAGAUCCGCGCGGGGCAGGAAUAAUGCAAAACUCUGCUGGCUGGCAGCACUUCAGCUCUGCAGCAGCUGCUGGAACCAAAGCACAAAGGCACAUGGAAAUGGCAGUUAACACAAAAUGUGGUUUCUUUCAAUGCAAUGGAAGAUGUAGCUUCUGUAAGUGGAAACUUUCCUAUUAGAUGUCAGUUUGGGUUUAAAGCAAAAGUGGGAUCAGAAAUUUUGAAAGGUACAAAGUAACUAAUUUUUUUUAAACAGCAGCUUUAAAGGACAUAUUUAAGGAGGAGAGAAGAAUGAACCUCAGAUUUCCCUAAUACUUGGCACAAAACCUUCCUUUUCUUCCCCCCUUCCCCUUUGACAAAAAGUACCUAGGCCAGCAAAAUAUAUAAAUAAAUAAAUAUUUUCCCCCCAAACAAUGCUCAAAAAUGAGUAAUUUGUAGGUUUGCUGAAAACUUAAGUCAUACCAUUGUUUCCCAGGAUAUUUCUCUAUCCAUCUGCUGCCUCUUGCCUUAAGCUCUUUGUGGGGUCUGGUUGCAACCAAAGCUCUUCCAUGCUACGACAGUAAAAUGAGUUCUGUUGGCAAGAAUCAGAUCCAAACUGUACCUGAUGAGCCAGUAAAUCUUUAAUAUCAUCUUAAUCCUAAAAUCUGAUCACUUUGCUUCCCUCCACAGAUGAGGUAUUUUAAAGUAUGAGUUUAUCUGCACAUAGGGGAGAUGCUGAAGUAAUCAAUCAGAAAUAGAUCUGAGACUAGUUUGGAUUCCAAAUUAAAAAAAAAAAAA
This is a messenger RNA of Motacilla alba alba, 7859 nucleotides long. RefSeq names its product cysteine rich DPF motif domain containing 1 (gene CDPF1). The record is from RefSeq and is a predicted model, not a curated record. The transcript is spliced from 3 exons. NCBI's taxonomy places the organism in Eukaryota, Metazoa, Chordata, Aves, Passeriformes, Motacillidae.